CCCUUCCCCAGCCCAACCCUAGCCCUGUCACAGCCCCAGAUUCUCUCAGCCCUAGCCCCAGGCUCUAACCCCAGGCCCUUUCUCCCUAGAGACAUUCCAAUCUUCACUGAGCGCUAAAAAUGCUGUGCCCUUUACUUGUCCUGACUCUCCCCCCCCCCCCCCCCCCCCCAGCUGACUGCCUGAGUCAGGAUUUUCACUUAGUGCACACAGUCCUACUUGUCCAUGGACUCUAUAACAAAGAACUCUUGUUAAACAAGAGUUUCAUUUCAGAGAAUUACCACCAAGGCACGAUCUCCUAAGUCUCCUUUCUUUAAGAAAGGAAAAACCAUUCUGUCAUUGCUGCAGUAGCCACAGUCCCAAUUUUCUGAGCAGUGCUCAGUAGUCUUUUCUCAGUCUUGAGCACUCUUUGCACUAAUUCUUAUUGUCCAUAAUUUAUUCAUUUGAUUAGACUCUAGCUAGUCCAGCUCCAUUUGCAUUCAGCAGAGGGACAAAUACAAGUCUGUUAACAGACAGUUAAAGUGCUCACUCCAAUUCUCAAGGCCUUGGCUAUUAAAGGGGGUGCCACUAUAACCUGGUAUUGGUGUUAUCACCCCAGGUUACAAUUUUUAAAUUGAUGAUGGACAUGAAUUCAUUUGUCCACAAUACUGUAUACUAGUCCCAUCAGCUCCCCUAUUUCAGCCGAAAACUUUGCAUGGGAACAUUUAUAUGGAUAGUCCCGAUUAAGAACUGAACCUUUUCUCAAGGUCCUUCCUUGUACAACCUUAGCUUUACAUUAAGAGGGUGCUGAUUACCUAAAGCCUCUUAUACAAUUGUGCAAAUCUGCAGUUGCUCAAGCCCCAUACCCUCACACCGUAAUGGGUGACAAUAGAGGGGUGCCAACCGAUAAGGCCCUUUGUUCUGGUCUUUUGGCUGUGCUGGGGAUCAAACUUAAGUCUUGUGCACGCUGGUAAAGCACUCUGCCACGGAGCUACAGCACCACCUUGUGGCUGUUUGAGAAUAAGUCUCUUUACGGAUCCUGGGCUGACACUUAAUUCUUACACUUCUCAGGCCCAGUUACUGGAACUAUGGGCAUUGUCACCACUUCUGCCUGUCAUUUAUGUGCACAGCUGCAUUUGUCCUUAUUCCUGAGCAUUGGAUAAAGAAACCAAACUCAGUCGUGUCUUUAUUUAGCAAGACCUUUGAACUCAGAUUCAAUCUGUUUUGUUUAUAAUUUCCAGGCUGACCAGGAACUUACUAUAUAGCCCAGGCUGGCCUUGAGCUCAGGAUCAAGCCUUUAUUUCACAAGUGCUGGUAUAACUGGCGUCCGCCGCCAUGCCCUGCAGUCUCGCAGACUGUGAAUAUGCAUACUUCAUUUAGCUGUAGUAGUAUGCAUUGGGUAAUAACCUUAACAACGCAUUUUAAUGCAGCAGGAGGUGCCUAGUACUUAUGAUCCUUAAUACAGUAAACGUGCACAGUAUUAAUUGCCUCAUAGAUAUUAUGUCCACAGUUGUGCCUUUUAGAUCACAACUCCUGUACGUAUCAAAGCAAAGAGGCUCACUAACACUAUUGUCUCUUUCUUGAAACUAUAGAAAUGACUCCAAUAUUGUUAAUGGUCCUUCAUUUAAUGGAACUAUGUAUGGGCUGUUGAUGUAAAGCCCCUCUCUCAACCUGCUAAUGUACAUAAUGAUAAUUUCAGAAGGAUCAGUUUUAGCCUCAUUUUGAGGUACAGCAGUGGUGGUGACUUAUAAGGUCCCACGUUGUGGCUUGCUUAAUAAUGUCUGAUUGCAUUUGUUCUUUUCUGUUCGCUACAGAAGGACAUCACUGGCCACCUUUAUGCACUUCCCUUUCACCAGGGAAUGCACAUUGCUAAAGAUUCUCAUGUUUGAACAGUCAUAGUGUAAAACUAUGAUGGCUACAACCAUGUACCUUGAGUACGGCUGCGCAUGACUCCUUCCAUUUGAAUAAGAUCCUACUCUCAGACCUUUUGCAGUACAGCAAGGGUCACUGAUCUCUUGGCUUCUCUGAGUAAGGAUCUGUCCUCCUUUCCACUGCCUUUGAUUUCCAGCAGUGUCCAUUACUUUAAGGUCUUAAUAUUUGUGGAAAGGAUGUGGUUUUAAUUAACCACACUAUGUCCCUUGAACAUUAAUGUGUAUAAAAGGGACAUGACUCAUUUGUUUUAAUAAAAAUGUUUGGCCAGUUAAUGUGCAAAAUUGCACUUAUCCACGACCUUAUUACUUUGAGGACAGUUGUGUCUCUUUUGCACUAUUGCAAGGGAUACUAUUUUCCCCAAGGUCCCUGCUAGUGGACCAUUAGUAUACAGUGGAAGUUUUCCUUUGUCAUUGUCGAUAUACAAAGUCAUAUUCUUUCACCUUUCAUUUGCAGUACGGCAGGGUAUGCUGAUCAACCAAGGCUGCCUUCUUUUGGACUGUUAGUAUGUAUUAUAUGUUGUAUGUAUGUAUGUGCGUUUCCUCCUGCUCUGUGCACUAAAAAAGGAUCCCACUCCUUAUUACUUUUAGGGAGGAAGUGGAAAGUUCACAUGCACAGUGGCUAAGCACUUCUUGUAUCAGAAACCCUAUAUAUACCCUCUUCCUCUGCUUUAAGGCAGAAAGAGGUUUUUACACUGCCUUUCAUUUGGACUUCAAUGUGCAUUAAUGCUGUUGUCCAUCCUGACCUUUGGAGUAGGAUUUUACAUCCUUGUACUCCUUUGAGAUCAGAGGCAUGUUAACUAUUUUUUGAGCACUUCUCUUACGAAUAUUAAUAUGUACGUUUACACAUACGGACCCGUGUAGUGCAAAAAGGUUCCUAAGUUUCAACCUUUUGACUGGGGCUGCUGAGGAGUGAUAACUGCUUAUAACCUCAGCAUCUGGAUGAUUGAUGUGCAACCAUGUCAAGAGUACUGAUUAUUAGUUGGACCUCUGUACUCUCUUUACAUACCAUUAAGAGUACUGGCCAACUGAGCCCCUUAAGUGCGUAUUUGCAAUUACGAAUGCCUAGAAUACUAUGUUCUCAUACCCCCUUUUGUAUUACUGCAGGGGCUGCUGAUCCAUCUAAAACAUCUGGGACUGUUAAUGAGCACAGUGGCUAUGACCAACGGCUUAUUUGGGGACUAUUAGUAGGCACAAUGGCAGCUCUUGAUGGUUUAUUUUCUACUCUGACAUGUUGAGCAAAUCCUCUCCUAGUUUCCCACUGGCAUAAUAAAGUAAAUACUGCAGUAUGCCUAUGUUUUGUACACCCAACAAUGACCCAUCUUUCCAUCCCUUUUGCAUUGCUCCAGUACACAAAACCCCAAAUAGCCACGAUCUCAUUCAUACUUUAUACAGUCUUCCCUGUCCAGCCCCUAGUCUGUCCAUGGGCCACUCUUAUGGACUACUAAUUCUCACAACCCAAUUGUUGAAGAUCGUGGCACCCUUUUCCCAGCUCCAUCACCCUGUCCCUUCUGCCUCUUUGUUGAGCCCUUCUCUUGACUUAAAGUCAACAAUCCCAGACGUCGUCAGUUUCCUCACUGCGUCAAUCCCAGACGUCAUACUCACUGCGUCAAUCCCAGACGUCACCAGUUUACUCACUGCUCAGGGCUGUAGUGUCUCAGUUGCCCUCUGCUUGGUCCUCCCCGUUGAACAGAAACAUCUCCACCGCAUUACGCUGUCAAUUAUCCAAAGCAACCUGUGUGUCAUUAAUGAACACAGUUACCGAUGGACGGUCCCACUUUUCAGCCCAUGUGUCCAAGAGCUCCCUGCAACUUUGAUGUAUUUAUACAUGUAAAAUUUCAAAAGCAGGCCCAAACUAGGUGGAUGAAAUGUCGCUCUGUAGCUUAUUUCUUAAUUACUCCAGUUCCAAUUGCUGGCAUAUUCUAGGGCCAGGAAUCAUUCCUGCCCCCCUUUAUUAAUGCUUUAUUGUGCAAAAAAAAAAAAAAAAAACUAUUUCAGGCAAGUCGCUCAGGGAGCUGGAUUGCCACCUUUUAUUUGGGGCUUUCCUUAUACAGUAUCAACUGAAAAUUGUCUCCCAAAGGAGUACUAGUACUUUCUUUACAUCCUUCCUCCAGGAGCUGACCGCCUGCUUAACAAACUCAACUUGUUCCUCUUGGUAUAUUGCUACACACAGUGCCAACUGCCAGAAAAGUUAUUGAUAGUUUAUGCCUUGAGAAAAGGCAUCUGGCUCACCAGGUGGAAUUGGUUAUGUGAUCAUUAGCUUUUCUGAAGUAAAAAUAUCUUGUUUCUACUAUAUCUGAUGACCAAGCAGUGUCUCUCAUUUUACUGAGGGUGGCGAGUCUGUGGAUAAACCACUGUAACUGUUAAUUUCCAAUACCAUCAAAGUGGUUGUAGAAUGGCAUGCUUAAGGCCAGUUAUGUAUGUUUGGUCUGUACUGCCAGUUUAAAAACAAAAGUCAAUCUUUGUGUGGCCUUUAGUAUCUUUAAGGAAAAUGACCAAACUUUUUAAUAUUUAAAUUUGGCCUGACAUAUUGCACGCCAGCACCUACUGAUUUUAAGAAGGUGGCUGUGAAAGGGUUAAACGAGAGGACAUGUCAAGUUGUCUUUGAGUAGGCCACCACGUAUGAUUAGUUCACUCUAUCUGCCAUUAAAUUUGGGCGAUGAUUUGAAGUAGCUUGAAAAAAAAAAAAAACACCCUAAAGUGGGAACUUAUAAAAUGAUGGAGCCUGUUUCCCCACUUUACAUUUUAAAAUAUAAAUAUAUAUGCCAAGAUCUAAUCAUUCUUUUGAGAGUACACUUCAAAGAGAGAUCUGCCGAUUAAGAAAAUAGCUGUCUCUAUUGGCGCCGAGUAUUUAAGCUUUCUGGUUUUCGUUCUUUAAUUAUUGUGCAUGAAUGAAUGUGUGUGUAUGUGUGUGUGCGCACGUUUGCAUGUGCGCUUGAGUAUCUGUACUCGUGCAUUCACGUGGUGGGAACUGGUCCUAUCUUGUGGGUCCUGGAGAUAAAACUCAGAUCAUCAGGUUUGGCAGCAAGUUCGCACCCUCUGAGCCAUCUUGCCAGCCCGCUCCUGGGUACUGAAUGUCACAUUGCUGAUGAAACCACAGUUCUUCAAAGUUUCUGAAGAAAAAAAACAAUAUUUUUCUGAGAAGGAUGUCAAGAAAUCGACCCAGUUCAGGAUACAGGUUGAACUUCAGCCCUUCAGACGGCUACAGAAGACUGUCUGUUUGGAAUACAGGAUGAAUUUGGAGUUGGUUUUGUGCCUCAAUUGAAGAAGGAUGGCCUGGUUUUUAGAAGAAUGGAUUCUAGACAGCAUCCAAAGGGAUAAUUCCAGCAGGAGACUUCAAGGACUGCCAGCAGCUGAUACAGGCUUCAUUCAAAUCCAGCAGAUUUCUCCUUUCGAGACUCUGGACAAGCUGUAGUUAAUCUGAGCAAAUAGCAUGCAGGCCACAUGAAGAAAAAGAUCUUCCCCCAAAGUAUGGACUUGUUGCUUUGUGGUGCUGGUGACCUAUUCCCUUUGACGACCCCUAGGUGGAGAAGGGGCAUGAGGGUCCUCCAGGGGAAUAGCUCCCCAGCACUGAGCAACAGCCCUAGCCCAGGAGAUUUUGGGGAGACACUUUGCUGAACCCAGCAAGGAAGAUAAAGAGUCAAAGACAGCCACCAAACAUCAAGAUAGGAGAAAAGCUGCCACAGCCCUGGCACAUGAGCUUGGCAUCUGUUUUCCCUGGUUCUCAAAGCCACCCUGGAAGCUCUGUAGGAGAAUUUAACCAGCUAUUUCCACACUGCAAGAUUCAUUGCGCUACCUACCGAUGGCCUAGAAUAUCCAGAUGAAAGCAGCCCAGAAAUCUCGGCCUUCAGCAGGAUCACGAAAUGGGAACACAUGAAAGGAAGCCAGCUUUAUAACCCAAGGACCAACAUGCCUGCAUCUUAAACCAACAGAGGGAAUGUGUAUUGUGUUGGGUGUCUAUUUCUCAAUUGUUUUAUACCUCUAUUUUUUCCUUCCUUUGUGUCUCAUUCUUUGAUGUAUUUGUUUCUUCCCUUGAUUUGUGUGUCUUUUUUCCUAGCUUUGUGUGUCCAAGUUUUCUUUGAUGUAUCCAUUUCUUUCUCACCUUGUAUGUCUUUCUUUCUUGCCUUGUAUGCCUUUCUUCCUUGCUUUGUUGUAUGUCUUUCUUCCUCGUCUUGUAUGUUCCUCGCCUUGUUGUAUGUCUUUCUUUCUUGCCUUGUAUGUCUUUCUUUCUUGCUUUGUUGUAUGUCUUUCUUCCUCGUCUUGUAUGUCUUUCUUCCUCGUCUUGUAUGUUCCUCGCCUUGUUGUAUGUCUUUCUUUCUUGCCUUGUAUGUCUUUCUUCCUUGCUUUGUUGUAUGUCUUUCUUCCUCGUCUUGUAUGUUCCUCGCCUUGUUGUAUGUCUUUCUCGCCUUGUAUGUCUUUCUUUCUUGCCUUGUAUGUCUUUCUUCCUUGCUUUGUUGUAUGUCUUUCUUCUUCGUCUUGUAUGUUUCUUCCUCGCCUUGUUGUAUGUCUUUCUUUCUUGCCUGUAUGUUUUUCUUUCUCGCCUUGUUGUAUGUCUUUCUUCCUCGUCUUGUAUGUCUUUCUUCCUCGCCUUGUGUGUUUUUCUCCCUUGCUUUGUUGUAUGUCUUUCUUCCUUGCUUUGUUGUAUGUCUUUCUUCCUCGUCUUGUAUGUUCCUCGCCUUGUUGUAUGUCUUUCUUUCUCGCCUUGUAUGUCUUUCUUUCUUGCCUUGUAUGUCUUUCUUCCUUGCUUUGUUGUAUGUCUUUCUUCUUCGUCUUGUAUGUUUCUUCCUCGCCUUGUUGUAUGUCUUUCUUUCUUGCCUGUAUGUUUUUCUUUCUCGCCUUGUUGUAUGUCUUUCUUCCUCGUCUUGUAUGUCUUUCUUCCUCGUCUUGUAUGUCUUUCUUCCUCGCCUUGUGUGUUUUUCUCCCUUGCUUUGUUGUAUGUUUUUCUUCCUCGCCUUGCAUGUCUUUUUCUUGCCUUGUAUGUCUUUCUUCCUUGCUUUGAUGUCUAUGUCAAGUGUCUUUUACUCCCUCUGUGUACAGUGUACCUUACCUAUUGCCGUGUUUCUCUGCUAAUUUCUUCCUAGUAGAGCUUUGUGCUUUGUCUUAUUUUCUCCUCUCCUCUCUGUGUGAUUUGUGCCUUGUCUUGGUUAGAUGUGGCUCUGUUUUUUCUAUCUGGUUGCUGUUUCUCUUAACUCUUUCACUCUUUCUGCCUUUCACGACUCUCCUUUGGGUCACAUGUUGCAUGCAAUCCUCUCCUUUCCUUGUGCUCACCUCACUUGCUUUUUUUCUGUGUGAUCUGCUUGUCAGUCCUUUGACUCAACAUUCAUAUUUUCCUUUCUGCUGUUUCUAUCCUUAGCACAUGAGUCUCUUUACUACAUCUCCUUUCUACCUGUCUUGGGCUGUUUUCUCCCUUUUCCUUCUUUGUAGCUGUGUCUCUUUGCUAUUUGUGAUUUCUGAUCUCAGCAUUACUCUAUUGUUUUGUGCUUGUUUCUUUCUUUCUCUUCUACUUUCCCCUCUUACUACUCACUUUGAGAAUUUCAGUCUCUUUACGAGUUUGUCCCUCUUCCUCUAAUCCUCUCUUGGAUAUUUCUUUGUGUGUGUGUGUGUGUGUGUGUGUGUGUGUGUGUGUGUGUGUCAUGUGUCUUCCUAGCCCCUUCCCAAUAGGUGCAGAAUAUCACCAGCGGAGCUGUUCCUCACGCCCUGCAAAAUAAUCUAAGACAAAAUACAGCGCUCUGCUCAGGACUGAAGUAGACCUGAAAGGAACACAUGUAAAGACCCAAAGUGGAAGACAGACUUAAGGACCAAGAUACACACCCUGUCUGAGCUGGCUGGAAAGUUUGAGUCUCAAGUUGGAUGGACAGAAUGCUGACAACCCACAGAAGAGGGGCUGUUUCUACAGGACUCAUGUGAAGUUGAAGAACUGAGACCUACCUGCAUCUGAGCUAAGUCUAAGCCUAAGACCUAAGGACUCAAGCCUGUAUGGACUAGAAGGUGGAGGCUGUGGCCUAAAACUCUGGGGGGCUUAGAACCCCAAGACUAAGGGAAAUCUGAAGAUGACCCUCCCCUAACUUUUAUACUGUCACCCCUCCCCCUGGACGUUUUUAGUACUCUCUUCUCAGAUUUCUAUUUAUGCCAGUUUCACUUGAUGUACUUUUCAAUAAUGGCAUUUACCAUAAAGGAACAAGCUUUUAGGUUGACA
Molecule: messenger RNA, 8100 nt
Organism: Arvicola amphibius (Eurasian water vole)
Lineage: Eukaryota; Metazoa; Chordata; Mammalia; Rodentia; Cricetidae
Exons: 8
Coding region: 6059-6985 (308 amino acids)
Source: RefSeq, a predicted model, not a curated record